Molecule: messenger RNA, 1550 nt
Organism: Seminavis robusta
Lineage: Eukaryota; Bacillariophyta; Bacillariophyceae; Naviculales; Naviculaceae
Source: the annotation of a GenBank genome assembly
CAGAGUUGAAACACAACCAAGAUACGACCCACCACCGCAGCCACUGCAUGCUCUGCCUACAUGUAGUAGCUUAGCCCCCCUCGCUCCUUAACGUAUCUACUUAGUAUAAAUUUGCUUCAGAUAUCUCGCCAGCAACCACUGCAAAGGGAGUUCAACAACAUGCCAACGUUGCCAAUUCACUUCAACUACGAUGGUAGCGAUGGUGCAUCGGAUAAUUAUGUUUAUCUGUUUGAGAUCCAAGCCCUCUCUGCUUUGCAGACCUUGGUUGUGUCGGAUGCGCCACUAAAGAUGAUCCAGUUGGUCUAUCAGGCAGAUCCAUCUGCCAUGAACGAUGAUGUCUUCCUGGAUGCAUGUCGGCAUAGCCCAAACUCUGAUGUUAUUGAAUUUCUCAAGGAGCUCGUAGUAGAACCUAGUGUGUAUGCACCCGCAAAAAUUGCACAAAUCAUGGUGGAUCUUUUGGAAAACAAGCGCAACUUUGAUGCUGACGGUUUUGUGGCCCUCUUCACAAUAUUUCCAGAAGCCGCAUACUACAAUGAGCUCUCAGGUGAAGUUUCUGGCCCUUUUCAUGCCGUCUUUACCGAUAAUGAAGGAUAUUGGGGGGGUCAUCUCCAUGAUGAUGUCCUGUGUGACAUGAUACGGCACAUUCCAGGGGAUGUCGAGUUCAUCGAAAUUGGAAGCUUGGAUAGAAUUCGGGAAGCUGAAUCGAAAACAGAGUGCAGAUCUUUGUUGGCGGCAAAGUUGAAAGAACUCAAAAAUCUCAAAGGAUUGGAAUUGCCAAUUGAGUUGGGAGAUGAAUCCGAUCAAAUUCUGGUGGAAGCAAUUUGUCACUCCAUAUCAUCUGGGCCAUUGGAGACCCUCAGAAUCAACAGCAGCGGAUUUGAGGACAACAUAUAUGAAGAGUCAGGGGGAGACAGUGGAGGGAAAGACCAACAGAGUGGGUUCUUUCUGCCAAUUCUAGAUGUUAUUGCUGCUUCUGGGCUGAAACAUUUUUCGCUGCCCGACUGUUUUCAUCUUGUGGAAGGGUACCGAGAUCGAAUGAUUGAGAUCUUAGAGUGGAAUACAUCUCUGACUGGUGUCACCAUUGGGAAGGUUUUUGAUUUUGGCAACACAAGUUGGAAGCAUACGAAGGCAUUGAAUGACAAGGCAUUGAUUGACGAUUACACAAGAAUGAACGCGCACGGCAGGGGUGUGAUGCGAGACCCAAACACGACACUGCGAGCUAUUGUGGAUCUGCUGGACAAGGUGACAGCAUCAUGCUAUAGAGACAUUCACUUCCGUGACGGGAGUGUGAUGCAUCGCAAGCAUAACAAAGACCUAACAACUGUAAGGGCUCUCAAUGGGCUAUUGCGGGAGGCACCCGGCAAAUGGAGUGAUCAAGCUUUGGAUGAAGACACUAAUAAGAACAAAAAGCCCUCUGCCAAAAGUCCACCAAAUCGGAAACGCAAAGCCUCCCAUUCCCUGGAUCAAAGCAUUUGCUUGGACUGAUCACUUUUCGUAACUUGACUACCUAAAUAGCACAUAACAUAUGUAGCCAAUCAUUCAAGAAUUUA